UCAAAUAUUAUGAACAUUUCUCUCUCCCAGCUGUCACUACACCAAACUACAUAUGUUAUAUUUCCCUAAAUCGUCUUGCUGUGCUCUUUGCAGCUCUUCUAUACGAUUGCUGUCCCCAUCUAACUAGUUGCUCAGAAGUUACUAUAGUUAUUUCAGGUGAGGCCUCAAGGCAAAAGCCUACUAUAGUCACUAUCCAGUUCAUCCCCCACAUUAGCAUUAAUUUCCAUUUAACACGACGGACAGGCUAUGUUUCUGGAAAAUAACAGAUUUUGAAGAGCUAUGGCAAUUAUUUGUUGGCUCUUUAAACAUCCACUCGGGGGGGAAAAAAGUCCUACAAAAUGCCAACUGUUAUUGUGGGAAUUUUUUGCUAUUUAUUCCAGGAAAAUGAUUCAGACACUUCAGAAAGAGGGUCGCCCUGUACUAGGUCUUGAACCCACAGAACUGUUCGCACAGAUAUUUAUCCAAGAUACAUCACAGCCUCCACCUCAACAGAUGCUCUCUCAAAUGUGUCACGACUCCGCAACAGUCUCCGUCUCGGGGGAGGAGGACGCCGCCAGAGCGGGCUCUGCUGGCACGAAGGCGGGCCUGAAACCCCUAGCUAAGAGCUGGACCAAAAAUAACGUCCCGCGUGUUGUCUAUUUAAAAGUUGAAGUUAAGAUGAAAAAUUACUCUCCAUCCUGAACGGGCCUUCGGUGCCUCGCUCACAGACGACAGAGCGGCAAACGGGAAGAAUUGUUUCUGUCUUCGAUGAGGAACAUCAACGUGGAAUUUUUGGCGAUCUUAUACAUGAGGCGCUGUCUGGGGUAUUCCAGAAGAUUCCAUAAUUGAUUCUUUUUCUGCUGCUUGCCUUCCAAUAUGAAGGAGGAUCAAGUUGUGCUGGAAGAACCAGGGUUCCAAGAUGAAGAGGAAUCCUUGUUUCAAGACAUUGACCUGUUACAAAAACAUGGAAUUAACGUGGCUGACAUUAAGAAACUGAAGUCAGUAGGAAUCUGUACCAUCAAAGGGAUACAAAUGACAACAAAAAGAGCCCUAUGCAAUGUCAAAGGACUUUCAGAAGCAAAAGUGGACAAGAUUAAAGAAGCAGCCAACAAACUUAUUGAACCAGGAUUCUUGACUGCAUUUGAGUAUAGUGAGAAGAGGAAGAUGGUUUUUCAUAUCACCACUGGGAGCCAGGAAUUUGAUAAAUUGCUGGGAGGUGGAAUUGAAAGCAUGGCAAUCACAGAGGCUUUUGGAGAAUUUCGUACUGGAAAAACCCAGCUUUCUCAUACUCUGUGUGUGACAGCUCAACUUCCCGGAGCAGGUGGCUACUCAGGAGGAAAGAUUAUCUUCAUUGAUACAGAAAAUACUUUCCGCCCUGAUCGCCUUCGGGACAUUGCUGAUCGCUUCAAUGUAGACCAUGAUGCAGUACUGGACAAUGUACUUUAUGCACGUGCAUAUACUAGUGAACAUCAGAUGGAGCUACUUGAUUAUGUAGCUGCAAAGUUCCAUGAAGAAGCUGGCAUUUUCAAGCUAUUGAUUAUUGAUUCAAUAAUGGCACUUUUUCGGGUGGAUUUCAGUGGUCGUGGAGAAUUGGCUGAACGGCAGCAAAAAUUGGCCCAGAUGUUAUCAAGACUCCAAAAAAUCUCAGAAGAAUAUAAUGUGGCUGUUUUUGUGACCAAUCAAAUGACUGCUGAUCCAGGAGCAACUAUGACUUUUCAGGCAGACCCAAAAAAACCCAUCGGGGGACACAUUCUGGCUCAUGCUUCAACAACAAGAAUAAGCUUGCGAAAGGGAAGAGGAGAACUGAGAAUUGCCAAGAUUUAUGAUAGUCCUGAGAUGCCUGAAAAUGAAGCCACCUUCGCAAUAACUGCUGGAGGAAUUGGGGAUGCCAAGGAGUAGGUGGUGAAUCGGUGCAAAUUGCUUCUUAGUGCUUAUUAUGAGCUGAAGAAAUGGAAAAGCAGUUUCAAAUUUCAGAUCUUGAAGAGUUUGUUUUUUUAACAUGUUACUAAAGAAAAGUCAGCAAAAGAGAUUUAAAUCUUGUAUUUAUCUUUAAGGUCCCUGGUUCAUAAUAAAUAUACAUUGUAUGUCAAUUCAGAAAAAAUGUGUGUGUGUGUGGGUGGGUGGGUGUAAAUAAACCUAUUAAAAACUAGUUGGGGAAGGGAUACCUGAUUCCCUCACUUUAGCCAAGAGAGCCACUAAACAGAUGGAAAGUCUAAGAGCUCAGAAAUGUCCCAGUUUCCUGCAGUCUCCCCUUGAGCACUUACAGAGGGGGGUACACUUCCAAAGGAGGGAAGAGUUCAAGGAAGGAAUGUUUAUGGACACACAAAAAAGCUUUUUAUACUUAAAAUAUCAAAAUGUACAUCCACUUUUAUAGUAAAGAAACUUUUACAGAAAAGAAACAUUAAAUUAAGCUAAAUUUUACAUCAUUUGACUUUUUGACAAGCUGAAAUCACUCUUAAAAAUGUAUUUCUGACAACAAACAUUUUAUUGGGAAGAUAUUGGGAAGAUAAAAAAGGAAGGUAAAUUAGGAACAUUACAAUUUUGAAACUUUACAAUUUUCAGAAAUAAAUGUACUAUGACUUUUGUAUUUUAAGUUUGGGAUAGAGAAUUCAAAAUCUUUUUAAAGCUAUUAAAGUUAAUUUA
This is a messenger RNA of Manis javanica (Malayan pangolin), 2622 nucleotides long. Lineage: Eukaryota; Metazoa; Chordata; Mammalia; Pholidota; Manidae. The record is from RefSeq and is a predicted model, not a curated record.